Messenger RNA from Dovyalis caffra, 3300 nucleotides. Lineage: Eukaryota; Viridiplantae; Streptophyta; Magnoliopsida; Malpighiales; Salicaceae. The record is from the annotation of a GenBank genome assembly.
AUGUCCUUCGUCAAUAGAGCUUCAAGAGCUCUCCAUGGCUACCCUGGUUACUCUAAGUUUCUUGUUCUCUUCAGUCUCAGUAGUGGAGGUCUAGUGGCAUAUGCUGAUUCACAAUCAGAAACAGCUGCUCCUGCUGCUGAGCUUAAUCAGAAUGAGUUUAAGAAGAAGAGAGUGGUGGUUCUGGGAACAGGCUGGGCUGGUACUAGUUUCCUUAAAGAUCUGGAUGUUUCUUCAUAUGAUGUUCAGGUUGUUUCACCGCGCAACUAUUUUGCUUUCACUCCUCUGUUGCCUAGUGUGACUUGUGGUACAGUUGAAGCACGGAGCAUCGUAGAACCGGUCAGGAAUAUCAUAAAGAAGAGAAAUGGAGAAAUUCAAUUUUAUGAGGCAGAAUGUGUCAAGAUUGAUGCUGCAAACAACAAGGUUUUUUGCAAGUCUCAUUUUGAGAACAAUGUGGUUGGUGCUGAAGAUUUUUCCCUGGAAUAUGACUACCUGGUGGUAGCAUUAGGAGCACAAGUAAACACUUUUAACACCCCUGGUGUCAUGGAGAACUGCCAUUUUCUGAAGGAAUUGGAGGAUGCACAGAAGCUCCGCAGAAGUGUGAUUGAUUGUUUUGAAAAGGCUUCCAUCCCUGGCCUGACUGAAGAAGAGCGAAGGACAAACCUUCAUUUUGUAAUUGUUGGAGGGGGUCCCACUGGAGUGGAGUUUGCUGCCGAGCUGCAUGACUUUCUUCAGGAAGAUUUAGUUAAUAUUUAUCCCAUGGUUAAAGAUCUAGUGAAAAUAACCAUGAUCCAGUCUGGAGAUCAUAUUUUGAACAUGUUUGAUGAGAGAAUUAGUACGUUCGCUGAGCAGAAGUUUCAAAGAGAUUGUAUUGAAGUUCAGACAGGGUGUAGAGUUGUCAGUGUUUCUGAUAAAGAAAUUACCAUGAAGAUCAAAUCCAAGGGUGAGGUUACCUCUAUACCCCAUGGAUUGGUAGUAUGGUCUACUGGUAUUAGUACUCACCCAGUUGUGAAGGACUUCAUGGGCCAAAUUGGGCAGGCCAACAGACGCGUUCUUGCAACUAAUGAAUGGCUGCGAGUAAAGGGAUCUGAAAAUGUAUAUGCACUAGGUGAUUGUGCCACAAUAGAUCAGCGUAAGAUCAUGGAGGAUAUUGUGUCCAUAUUUAAAGCUGCAGACAAAGACAAUUCUGGAACCUUGACUGUUCUGGAAUUCCAAGAUGUGGUAGAUGAUAUCCUCAUACGGUAUCCCCAGCUGGAAAUCUAUUUGAAGAACAAGCAUCUGAGAGAUGUUACAGAUUUGUUGAAAGAUGCCGAAGGGAAAGACAAAGAAGUUGAUAUUGAAGGUUUUAAACUAGCCCUUUCUCAAGUGGAUUCACAGACAAAAAGUCUGCCUGCAACUGCACAGGUUGCUGCUCAACAAGGUACGUAUCUUUCUAGGUGUUUCAAUCUUAGAGAACACCGCAAAGAUAAUCCUGAAGGUCCACGGCGUUUUGUGGGUUCUGGGCGUCAUGCAUUUGUUCCCUUUCAAUACAAGCAUCUUGGGCAAUUUGCUCCUUUGGGAGGAGAGCAGGCUGCUGCAGAACUGCCUGGAGACUGGGUUUCCAUUGGGUACUAUACAUUCUUUGAGAAAGCUUUUAGAGCUUUUAAUGACCACUCUACAGUAUCUAAGCUUCUUGUUAUCUCCACUGUCAGUGGUGGAGGUCUACUGGCAUUUUCUGAUGGCAACACGUUCCAAAGUUCUGCUGCUGAAGGAGACAAGAAGAAAAAGAAGGUGGUGGUUCUUGGAACUGGUUGGGCAGGGAUCAGUUUUUUGAAAAACCUGAAGAGUUCUUCAUAUGAUGUUCAUUUAGUGUCACCGCGUAACUAUUUUGCAUUUACUCCAUUGUUACCAAGUGUUACAAAUGGAACAGUCGAAGCACGCAGCAUUGUCGAACCAAUUCGCAAUAUUGCAAGGAAGAAAUCAUUUGAAGUUGAAUUCAAGGAAGCUGAAUGUUAUAAGAUUGAUCCAGAAAAGAAGAAAAUUUAUUGCCGAAGUACCGAUCGAGCCAGUUUAGGAGGGACUGAGGAAUUCACCAUGGAUUAUGAUGUGUUGGUUGUGGCCAUAGGAGCUAAAUCAAAUACUUUCAACACCCCUGGUGUUGAGGAACAUGCUCACUUCUUGAAGGAAAUAGAAGAUGGUCAGAAGAUUCGCAGGUCGAUAAUUGAUUGUUACGAACGCGCAAGCCUUCCGAGUAUAAGCGAAGAAGAGAAGAAGCGCAUCAUGCAUUUUGUCGUUGUCGGUGGUGGUCCAAGUGGUGUGGAAUAUGCUGCAGAACUUCAUGACUUUGCACAUGAUGAUUUAGCUAAACUAUAUCCUUCAGUCAAAGACUACCUGAGAAUUACACUUCUCGAAGCAGGCGAUCACAUUUUGAACAUGUUUGACAGCAGAAUUAGUAAAUUUGCUACAGAGAAGUUCGGAAGAGAUGGAAUUGAUGUAAAGACAGGAUCAAUGGUCAUUAACGUUUCUGACAGGUAUAUUUCUACUAAAGAGAGAAAAACUGGUCAGACUGUUUCUGUACCUUAUGGAAUGGUUCUCUGGUCAACCGGCAUUGCUACUCGUCCUGUCAUCAUGGAUUUUAUGAAGCAAAUUGGUCAGGGUAACAGGCGUGUUUUAGCAACUGAUGAGUGGCUGAGGGUUGAAGGGUGUGAUGAUGUGUAUGCUCUUGGUGACUGUGCCACGAUAAAUCAACGAAAAGUCAUGGAAGAUAUAGCAGCAAUAUUCAGCAAGGCAGACAAGAAUAACACUGGUACCUUAGAGCUCAAAGAUUUUAAACAUGUUGUUGAUCACAUCAGCGAAAGAUAUCCUCAGGUGCAGAUUUAUUUGGAAAAGAACAAAUUGAAAAGCUUUGAUGCUUUACUAAAUAGUGCUCAAGGGAAUGACAAAAAACAGAUAGAUAUUGAAACAUUCAAGAAAGCUCUAGCUGAAGUCGAUUCUCAAAUGAAACAUCUUCCUGCAACAGCUCAGGUUGCAGCACAGCAAGGUGAAUACCUGGCAAACUGUUUUAAUCGUAUGGAGAGAUGUGAAAAGUAUCCUGAGGGUCCUCUGAGAUUUAGGGGAACAGGCCGCCAUCGGUUUCACCCAUUUAGGUAUAAGCAUUUUGGACAAUUUGCUCCAUUGGGAGGAGAGCAAACUGCAGCUCAGCUUCCAGGAGAUUGGAUUUCCAUUGGUUAUAGUACUCAGUGGCUCUGGUACUCGGUAUAUGCAAGUAAGCUAGUCAGCUGGCGCACGAGAGCGCUAGUGGUAUCUGACUGGAACCAGUACUGA